AUUAAAAUUGUUUGCUGCCUGAAAUAUUAUUCUGGAGUGAGAAACCCAACAUGCAUAUUACGGAUAUUCAUCAACAAUGUAAUUAUUUACCGCCUAUAUUUUGCUUCCAACAGAAGCUGGUAAUGCUUUUUGGGAUUGAUAUUUUUCUUUUGGUUAAAUAUCGACUCUACUUCCUGGGUAUUCUCACUUCACACCAUUACACACCAAAGUCAUUCUAAUUUUCACAACUUUUAUAAUUUUUGUCUUUUUUGCUUAUAGCAGCCCACUUUAUAUUACCACUCCACGCACAAACAAUUUCAGGCUUUUUAUAACAUGGACUCGAUUUUCUCUGCUGAAUAUUGCGAAUAUUCUCCAGUACACACCGGAAGCAAUUAUACCAACCAAAGCAAAGGUACCGCUUGGUUUUCUAUCAAGAAGUCUGCGCUUGGAUCCAUUGACUCUGGAUUCAAGGUAUUCAGCCGGGCAUUACGUGGCAAAACAUGGUCAUUCAUGAUUCCGACGGUCAAGCAGCAGAUUGCCCUGACCCUGAGUAAAGCAACAGUGGGGUCGCUGACAAUUAUCGAGAACGGUGAGUCAAUGGUAUUUGGCAACCCUGAUGACGGCGGCCCGCACAUCUGCCUGACCGUACUCAGUGAGCAGUUCUGGGUGCGCCUGAUGCUGGUUCAGGACCUGGGCUUUGCCGAGGCGUACAUGGCAGGCGAGAUUGCAGUCGACAACCUGGUCAACUUUAUCCGCUUCUACAUCUACAACCGCGCCGCGCUGGACACUGCGUCGUCGUCGCCGCUGGUCAGCUCGCUGAUGUAUCUGGCGAGCACGCGCUUUGGAAACUCAGUGCUCAACACGGCGAGCAACAUCAGCGCGCACUACGACCUGGGAAACGAAAUGUUUGAGAUGUUCCUCGACUCGUCGAUGACGUACUCGUGCGCCAUCUGGGACGGGCCUGGAGACACACUCGAGGCGGCGCAGCUGCGCAAGCUGGAUAUGCUUAUUGACAAGGCGCACCUCCGGCCGACCGACUAUGUGUUGGAUCUCGGUUGCGGGUGGGGCUCGCUGUCGAUGCGCGCUGUUCAGCGCACGGGCUGCCGCGUGCUGGGAAUCACGCUGAGCACCGAACAGAAGGAGGUUGCUGAGCAGCGCAUUGCAAAGGCCGGCAUGAGUGACCGCAUUAAAAUCAUGCUAAUCGACUACCGCAACCUAAACCCGGCCGAGCACUGCUUUGACCGCAUAAUCUCGCUUGAGAUGGUCGAGCACGUCGGGUACGAGUACCUGCCCGUGUACUUUGAGCAGUGCCACAAGCUGCUGCACCCUCAGCACGGCGUCAUGGUUUUGCAGGCAAGCACGAUGAACGAGGAGCGCUACUCCGAGUACCGGCACACCGUGGACUUUAUUAACAAGCACAUCUUUCCAGGAGGCCACUGCCCAAGCGUGUCGGCGCUGGUGGCAGGCGCGACCAAGGGCAGCAAUGGCAUGUUGAUGCUUGAGAGCGCGGCCAAUUUCCCCGACCACUAUGCCCGCACACUGCGCGUGUGGCGCGAGCGGUUUCUGAGCGGGUACGACAAGGUGCUGGCAAUGGUGGCGCCCAAGAACCCGCAGCUGAUUCUACAGGAGCGCGAGCUGGUGUGCAGUGCUGACAACAGCGCCAAUAACUGCGACACCGACCGGCCGCGCAUAUCCUCGGACAGCUCUGCAACCAAGUGCGGCAGCGACACUGCCGACAGCAUAACCGACACACUUGACAAGACAGGCAGCGUCGGCACCAGAGUGACCAGCUACAACGACGUCUUCCGGCGCAAGUGGGAGUACUACUUUGCAUACUGCGAGGGUGCCUUUGCUACACGCACACUUGGCUGCACACAGCUUGUGUUUAGCAGGACAUACAACGAGGACUUGUCCAACCCAUGGCUUAUUAGGUAAAUGGCAUUUUUACGACCUUUGUUUUUUAGUUUUAUUCCUCCAGUUUUUCUUUGUUAUAAUCGUGUUUAUUCUUUUCAGUUUCCAAGAUG
This is a messenger RNA of Kickxella alabastrina, 2003 nucleotides long. RefSeq names its product Mycolic acid cyclopropane synthetase-domain-containing protein. Lineage: Eukaryota; Fungi; Kickxellomycota; Kickxellomycetes; Kickxellales; Kickxellaceae. Gene Ontology annotation, biological process: lipid biosynthetic process. The record is from RefSeq and is a predicted model, not a curated record. The coding region runs from base 313 to 1914 and encodes 533 amino acids. The transcript has 2 exons.